This is a messenger RNA of Strongylocentrotus purpuratus (purple sea urchin), 2331 nucleotides long. RefSeq lists its product as uncharacterized. The record is from RefSeq and is a predicted model, not a curated record. Lineage: Eukaryota; Metazoa; Echinodermata; Echinoidea; Camarodonta; Strongylocentrotidae. Gene Ontology annotation, cellular component: centrosome. Bases 227 to 2047 code for a protein of 606 amino acids. The transcript has 8 exons.
AGUUAAUCGUUAAUUUCAUCAUCCCGCAAAAUUACGAUGAUGUGUUGCCGAUUUGAGCUGUGGUUUUAGGGGUGAAAUUAUUACUAAUUUCGACCUCAUAGGAUUGUAUGUCCUCCGUCAGAAACAUAAGAACACGACAACGCUGAUGGGGGUAAACGCAAGGUUUUGAUGGCUUUAAGGGAGUAUUUCUUUGUCGUCUGUUGGCAAUCUUAGUGCAUCUCACACCAUGGCAUCCAUGACGAUGCUGGAGACUAUCCAGGCACUGCAGCGAAGAAAAUGGGAACAUCAGCAAGCGGUGCCUUCACUAGGCGGGAAGUACUGGGGAGAGAAGCUCACAGAGUACGGUGGAAUUGGAGGGCAUCCCUUCCAGGGGCAACAGCGAGUCCGAGAUCUUUCCGUCAGCCGAAGUCACAGGCAUUAUGGGAGUGGGGUCACAAAAGCUGCGACGUAUGAUCAGCCGCACAGAGUGACCGACCUGAACAAAAGUGGCUGUCGAAUCAACGAUGAGAGGCUAUCAGCUCCCUUGACGGCCAGACUCAGCAACUUUCCCCUUCAGCGUGCAGAAUGGCCUGGGAACCAUCCGUACUAUUCACAUCGCUCAAUCUUUGAAGUUUUCCCGGAGGUGAAACCUAAUCCUGAAAUAGAAUCGAAGUCUGAUGGCCGGGCAUCUUACUUGACGAAUACCACUAAUUCUUAUGAUGAUGCACUCCGGAGGUUGCAUCAUAAUCUAUACCACACCUCGCUUUACCAGCAAACCUACAAGGACCACUUCCAAGACACCUCAAUGUCUCAUCAGCAACAAUAUACAGCUGCUCCUGUCGACUCAGUGCUAGGCAGUAUCUCGUUGCCAAUGAAACAAGAGGAUGAAGUGAAGAUGGUGAGGGAAGAGGGAGACGGGUUGAUAGGUAGGUACCGGGACGAAGCGGGGAAGGGGAGUACUGACGAAGAGGAGAAGGACGAACAAGAAGAGGAUGAAGGAGAGAGGGAUCCAGUGGGAACGAAUGAAAAUGACGAGGAGAACGAAGAGGAAGUGGAGGAGAUUGCUUCUCAGGGCGAAUCGUCAGAGUUGCGAAGCAUCCUUGUUUCCGACGGUAGUAAGUCGGCCAAUACCAUUCUACCGAAGUCAUCCAAGUCCCAAUCUCUUAGGGCCAAACGCAGCGUCAGCUUUAACGAAACGCCACAGGUGCAGAUUCUGGACAGCCGAGAUUCUGCAAGGGGUGGUGAAGACUCGGAGCAAAGUGGUAACAGCAGCACUGUUGGUGCCUCCCCGGCCUUGCAAGGUACCGGUCCAUGCUGGCCACCGAGUACCUCGUUGGUCAUUGAAAAUAUCCGUGGGUCGCAGCUCCUCGAGAGGAGGGAUAUCACCAACCUUCCUGCUGGGAAAUGUACAUCAAAAGGUCGCAUCGAUCCAUUGAAGAAGAUGUUGUCGUCUUCAAAAAUUGGAGAACAUAUCGCAUUUGUUCCUCGACCGCCUCUUGGCCUAAAGGCAUCAUCAGUCGCGACGGUUCCUCUACCAUCGUCGCUGAAGUCGGGUUCGCCCGCCUUAGCAAGUCUUCAUCCUACAUCAGAUAGAGGGAGCCCCCGCCUUGCAGGAGACACUGUCCAUUUCCCCAGCGGAGGCGAAGGACCCUUGCACUCGGGGGGCGUCACCCCACAGCUCCAUCCCAUGCAACAGAACCAGCCCUUCAUAAUACCACCGGACUACCGAAUGCUGCCGAUGAAGCAUUCGGGUGUGCUCGGCUCGUUACCAGGACUUCGGCCCUACUCGGACCUUGUUCGGAAGCGGCAGGACGAGAUUGCUAAGCGGAUCAUGAUCAGGAAAGGCAACCUUGCCACCCCACUGGUAUUGCCUCCUGCCCCUCUGUCGGAAUGCCUCACGCCCUCUGGUACCAGGACUCCUCAUCGACUCGGCCUUAGGUACAAGACCGAAGCCCGUAAGAGGUACAACAUUCUCUACCCGGAAGAGAUACCUGACCUGAGGAGUACAGAGCAUUCUGGGAGAAAAUGCUUCUUCGACGGUGACCAUUCUUCCGUCUUCAGAGGAUGAUGACGUAUCUGUGACGUCACUCGACCCAGUCAUCAUUUAUGUAGUAUAGUUGACAGCACUUCAGUAUCCAACUUGUGUGAAAGCCCGUCCAUGUUGUUCCAGUUUUCGAUCAAUGAUAAUUAUGUAAAUAUUUUUAAAUUUUGGCCACUUCCAAGCAAAUAAAUUCUCAAGUUUAUGCAUCAUAAAUAAAGAAAAACAUAUGCACCAAGUGCUUUCCAGAUUGAAAUCGUCGUUAUUUUUUGAGUUAAAUUGGGUUCCAUUUAACAUUAGAGCACACUUUUAUG